Messenger RNA from Sclerotinia borealis F-4128, 1539 nucleotides. The record is from the annotation of a GenBank genome assembly. Lineage: Eukaryota; Fungi; Ascomycota; Leotiomycetes; Helotiales; Sclerotiniaceae.
AUGAAUACCAUGCACCGGCAGAUUGGUAAGAUCAGGCAUAAAGGUCCUGGGGAUACGGCCAAGGUGUCGGUACUUUUGAGCGAUUACGAAGAUGCGAAUAAGAUGCUCAAUAUGAUAAUUGAAGCUUCCAAAGCAUGGAGAGACGCCUGGGUAUCUAUACUUUCCACUCAGUUGAACACGGCAAUCAGUUUCGAAGAAUUAUAUCAGCCCAUCGUAGGCACAAGCGAUGCACAUCGGGACAAUCCAGCGGUCACUCCUCGACAACAGAUGGAUCGAACGAUAAAAUUAAAGGAAACAUAUACGGAUCUGAAAACGGAUUUAAUGGAAGAAGUUAUGAUGAUGGAGUCUCGAGUUACAAAACCAGCUACGGAAGUAAAAGAGUUUCUACAACCUAUUCGGAAGACGAUCAAGAAACGAGAGAAUAAAAGAUUGGAUUGGGAGAGAUACAUAGAUAAGGUCAAUAAUGCUUCCAAGAAGAUGAAGAGAAGUGAUCGAGAGAAUGUAGCUCUAGCAAAAGCUGAAGAGGAACAAGGCAGGGCAGCAGAGGCAUUCAAAGAUGCGGAUGCCCACCUUCGAGAAACACUACCACCCAUAAUCUCUACAGCUUUCUCAAUUCUACCACAUCUACUCGCGGUACAGAUCAUGAUCCAAAACACCAUCCUCGCACAAUAUUACACGGCACUACACAGCUACUGCGAAGACGUGGGUCUUCCCUCUCCCCCGCCACCAAUGGAAGAUGUAAUCGCAGUCUGGAACCGCGACUACUCCCCCAUUAAACAAGAAGUCGAGCUCAUAGACUGCAUACGCCGCGGCAAAGCCAUCCACCAGCCCAUGAACGUAGGUGAUGAAAACGCCAACUCCAAAUCCAUCACCGGUCUCAACGUGCGCAAUGGUUUCUCCCGUCGGCCCUCGACCCAAUCGAUAGGCACUAAUCGCGACCCAUCACCCAAUCCCAGCAUCUCUACCACAUAUUCCGAAGCCCGAUCCCCUAAACCCGACCGUCCACCCCCGAUCCGUUCGGCCUCCCGCCCUCGCAUUACAUCCGCGCAUACCAUACCCGUAUUCGCACCUCCCGCCUCAGCCCUCGCCCCUUCUCCCGAACCCUCACUCCUAACUCCCGGCACAGACUACUCCAACCAUCUCACCCCCGUAUCCACUCAUUCCUCGCAUUCCCCUGCCGGUCCUUCGCUAGAUUAUUUCCAACGCGGCUCCACCAACGAAGGCGUAGCCGUCAAUUCUGCCAUUGGCAAGAAGAAGCCACCGCCGCCUCCACCAAAACGUCUCGGAUCAUCUAAUGGUGGAAUUUUUGUAGUGGCGCUUUAUAAUUUUGAGGGGCAAGGAGAAGGGGAUUUGAGCUUUAAAGAGGGUGAUCGAAUUCGAGUGACGAAGAAGACGGGGAGUACGGAUGAUUGGUGGGAUGGCGAGUUAAGGGGGAUGAAGGGGAGUUUUCCGGCAAAUUAUUGCGUUGCGCUUCGUUUCCUUUGUGAAUACUGGGUUCAAGCGGAAUAUGAUAUGCCAUAUGUUGCGAAAUGUCCCUGA